AUGGCCCAACACAGAACAAGAAGGAAAGCACAGCAGCCAUGGGGUCCUAACCGGAAGUGCACCGAGGUAGACGAGGUGUCACACCGGAAGGCACUCUCACGCAGUGGCUGUCGGGAGAGGUGCAGGCUGCGGUCCCUCUGCGUGACCCCGUCAACACUGCUUCUGUUUGAUAAUGGGCUGCUUCGGUGCACAUCCUGUUUGUGGCUUGGUGGGUCGAAUACCCAGGUUCUGAUAAAACAAGAAAGAAGAAAGCAGAAGGAAUACUUUGAAAGAAAUAAGUUAAAAUCAAAAAUGAAAUUACUAGGCGUUUUCUCACCUGUCAAGAAUCCUUCUGUCAGUUUAGACAUCCUGAAUCUGUAUAUGGUAAAUCAGAUAUCUUCCAAGAAGGAAAUAUCGGAAACCAUGAAAAGACCAACUCAUGUGAAUAUGAAUAGAGAUUUGAAAAUCCCCCUAAGAAAGCAUAAUUUAGAACUUCCAAUGUCACCUCACUGUGUGCCUUCUAAACUGUGCAUUGAUGAUGUGGAGAACAGUGUACCCUAUCAAAGAUUCUAUAGCAAGGAAGAAACUGGCCCAGUUCAAUCAUCACAUGACAUGAACUCAUACAGAAUGCUCAAUGAGACAGAAAACUGCAGUUAUAUUCCAUCAUCUUUUCCAGAAGAAUUACCCACCAACAGACAUAUUCUGAGCCAACGUUCCACCCCAAUAGCUCCAAGUCCUCGGCAAUUUGCAUAUGAAAACCCCCACACUGGGCAGAUCUCUGUGAUGAUGGGUGACGAGUGUGGAAGCCUUUAUGAACGAAGACAGCCAGACUUUGCUGUGGAGAAAACAUCAGUGCCACAGAUUGGUGCAAAUAGUGGAGAAGAAUUCUCUCAUUUUCUUGAAGAUGGGAUCCACCCAACUCAGAGACAUCUGCUAGACCAUCACGACUCUUUCGUUAAUCACAACAUGAUCAAUUUAUUAAGCAGAGAUCAGCCUGGGAGAAGGGCAACCUUUAAUCAGUGCGGUUAUGAUUGCCUGAGUGACGCCCAUGUCAUGUCUUCUGAUGAAAGCCAGUCCACUAGUGGGUUCAUUCCUGGGAAUUUUACAGUUCCACGGGCAGCUUCUCCUAACCGUCCUUUUAGUGCAAGUUACAUAGAAACAUGUCAGCCAAACAGGCCGUGCCAGAAGCAGCACACUAACAAUGAAAGAAAUGAACUUAGAAGAUCUUUGGAGAAAGACUGUUACCCAGUCAGCUGUGGAAGAAGAGACCUGGAGUCUUCCCAGAGCAGCCAGUCCGCCAGCUACUCUCCACGGCCAACCGACAGCACGUUCAGCUCCAGUUCUGAACUGCUAUCUGAAGAUGAAGAUCAGAAUCAGCAGCAAAUUGAACAUUCAAACAAGAAAGCCACAGAAACGACUGAUCAUGGUGGGCUAGAAAAGGUGGAAGGUCAUUUAGGUGACAUAACUGUGAAAGACAAUGCCAAAGUUCUUAGAGAGAAUCAUAAAUCUCACCAGUCCUCAGAGAAAGAUAAUAGCGAUACAUUUCCAGAGUCUCAGUGCAAUUCAGAGCACACAUCGCAAAACAAAAGCACCGCUAACUGCGUGCUCCAGGCUGGGAGAUGCGAUGUAGGGGUACAGACAGAGGAAGCGCCCCUGGUGGGGAGCACAGCAGAUGUCGCUGUACAGUGCACCAUCAUUGCACCGUGCUCAUGUAAGAGUAGUCCCAGCGUUGACACAGAGGAGGAGUCCUCCCUUUCCGGAGCAGGCAGCUGUACUGAAGAUACGAUGUCAGACACCACCGGAGGGCAGGAAACACCCACAGAUAACUAA
Messenger RNA from Rattus rattus (black rat), 1809 nucleotides. RefSeq names its product chromosome 1 C12orf40 homolog (gene Redic1). Bases 1 to 1809 code for a protein of 602 amino acids. The record is from RefSeq and is a predicted model, not a curated record. The transcript has 10 exons. NCBI's taxonomy places the organism in Eukaryota, Metazoa, Chordata, Mammalia, Rodentia, Muridae.